This is a messenger RNA of Ambispora leptoticha, 1908 nucleotides long. The record is from the annotation of a GenBank genome assembly. NCBI's taxonomy places the organism in Eukaryota, Fungi, Glomeromycota, Glomeromycetes, Archaeosporales, Ambisporaceae.
AUGAAAAUAUCAAUUCCCAGAAAUUCUAUACGAAAUAGAUCAUUCCUUGCAUCGAAUUUGCGCAGGAAAUCAAUAAUUCAAGCUAACUUGAAUUUUAUGAAUGAAAGAAAUUAUACUGCUCAAGUUCAAAUUGAACCAGCAUUUCGCACUGAUAAAAUCAACAGAGACGUAAUAAAGGCGAAAAUUGCCGACAUAGAAAAGCAAAGGCCUUUCAAGAACUUCUUGACUGACAAAUUUCAAAGAAACCAUACGUAUCUUCGAAUUUCCCUUACUGAAAAAUGCAAUUUACGAUGCACAUAUUGCAUGCCUGCCGCCGGUGUUGAAUUGACGUCCAACGAGAAACUGUUGACGUCAGAAGAAAUAAUUCGGCUGGCAAAGUUAUUUGUUUCACAAGGCGUUAACAAGAUACGGCUUACUGGGGGGGAACCUACAGUGCGGAAAGACAUUAUCGAAUUAGUUGGCGAAUUGGGACGAUUGAAGCCUUUAGGACUUGAGACAAUUGCCAUAACAUCCAAUGGUAUAGCUCUUAAACGUAAAUUACCACAACUUGUAGAGAAUGGACUCAAUCUUCUUAAUAUUAGUCUAGACACCUUGGAUCCAUUUAAAUUCGAAUUGAUUACGCGUCGAAAAGGUUUAGAACGCGUAUUUGAAACCAUCGACUAUGCUAUUUCCUUAGGUCUUUCACCUCUAAAAAUAAAUUGUGUCGUCAUCCGCGGUGUAAACGACGAGGAAUUCUUGGAUUUUGUAGAAUUGACGCGUGAUAAACCUCUCGAUAUUCGAUUUAUAGAAUACAUGCCAUUUGACGGUAAUAAGUGGAAUCAAAAUAAGAUGGUUCCUUAUCAAGAACUUCUGAAGAUGCUUUCAAAUAAGUAUCCUGAUGUCAAAAAGUUAAUGGAUGACUCGCAUGAUACUUCAAAGGCUUACCGUGUACCAGGAUUCACGGGAAAAAUCGGAUUCAUUACAUCAAUGUCCGAUCAUUUCUGUGGAACUUGUAAUAGACUUCGAGUUACCGCUGACGGUAAUCUAAAGGUAUGCUUGUUUGGAAAUACAGAAGUCAGUUUACGUGAUUUAUUACGAAAUAAAGUGCCAGAAGAACAAAUAUUGAAGAUUAUCGGGAUGGCUGUUAGAAACAAAAAAAAGCAGCAUGCUGGUAUGUUUGAGCUGGCCGCAACUAAAAAUAGACCCAUGAUUUUGAUAGAUGACAAAUUAACAGCUGGAAUAAAUAAUUAUUCUACGCGAUUACAAAUACCCCUGUUCCAUCCACAUACAUUCAACCUCCUGGUCAAUUCACAAUUAAAACAAACAAUUCAUACAAAACACCGAAAUCUUCGCUUCUAUACUACAAAAAAACAAAUCAAAGAUGGUUUAUCAACUUCUGUUGCUAAUAACACAAAUUCAAAUAGCAAUAGCAGCGCCAGUUUAAGUCACAUUGACAAUACAACAGGAUCGGCCUCAAUGGUAAACAUAAUUCAAAAAACUCCGACCUUUCGAACUGCCACAGCACGAGGAAAAAUAAUCAUCGGUGAAAAAGCAUACAAUCUCAUUCGCGAAAAUAAUCUACAAAAAGGUGACGCAUUAUCCGUGGCACGAAUAGCCGGUAUUCAAGGAGCAAAAAGAACUAGCAUUUUGAUCCCGUUAUGUCAUCCUCUCUUACUUACUUGUGUCUCGGUCGAGAUGAACUUGUUGGAUUGUGGAAAUGCUGUGGAGAUUAUAGCCAGAGUAGAGUGUGAUGGGAAGACGGGAGUGGAAAUGGAAGCGUUGACUGCAGUUUCCGUUGCCGCUCUGACUAUUUUUGAUAUGUGCAAGUCAGUAGGUAAAGGAAUGAUAAUAAAGGAUAUUCGGAUUAUUGAAAAGACGGGUGGCAAGAGUGGAGUUUGGCGAAAUGAAGAUCCAGUUGAAGAUGUUUAA